Messenger RNA from Tyto alba (common barn owl), 1440 nucleotides. It is a transcript of the gene CCDC68, whose product is annotated as coiled-coil domain containing 68. NCBI's taxonomy places the organism in Eukaryota, Metazoa, Chordata, Aves, Strigiformes, Tytonidae. The coding region runs from base 44 to 1261 and encodes 405 amino acids. The record is from RefSeq and is a predicted model, not a curated record. Gene Ontology annotation, biological process: intracellular signal transduction. Gene Ontology annotation, cellular component: intracellular anatomical structure. The transcript has 10 exons.
GGGUUAAGGGUUGAUUUAUCCGGGAGAGGCUCCGGCAGGUAGCAUGUCCUCCCCCUCCAAAGAACAGAGAAACGCACGUAUAGUGAUGACUACCCUGCUGCUCACCGAGCAAAUAACACGGGAAGAUCACGGCUCAGAGGGCAACUACGUCCUUUACGGAUCCUCGUGUUCCCAAAUCACUGAGGAAGCUGAAUACAUGAAAAAGCUUCCUCAAGUCCCGGGCACUCAAGCGGAGUCAAAGAGCAGCGGCUGGAGCUGGAGCUGCAGUCCCGUUGCGACGACGAUGAAGGAAACCGAAGAGCAGUUGCUGCUGGUGCAGAGGGAAAACCAAGUCCUGAAGAUCAAGCUGGAAGCCACGAGAGAAGCUGGGGCACAGGCUCUCAGAUCUGCCUCCCAGAAACUGUACGAGAAUUACCAGGCUCGGUCAGAAGAACUGAAAAAAAGCCACGAGCACGAGAAGCAGCAAAUACAGGCCUCCAAACUCCACGAAGAAGAAAAGCUCCAGCAAAGCUCCGAAAACGCCAGCCUCCUUGCCGAAGGCGUCCGGGAGAAAUGUGCCCGCAUCGCAGAGCUGGAGAACCGCGUGCAAAGGAUGGAGGAGGAAAAGAAAAUUCUGAUAGAGAAGAAAACGUCAUUUGAAAAGAUGCUUCAACAGAUGGUGUCAAGGAAUGAAGACAGCAACCGGUGCCUGGCUCUCCGGGAGCGGAUCGCCGCUCUCCGGGAGCAGAUCAACCACCUGCAGCGCGUGAUCCGGGCGCAGCACCACGGCCUGCGCGGCGUGAUCGGGGAGGCAGAGGAACUGAACAAUGAACUCAGAAGCCAAGAUAAAAAAAUAGAAAACCUGACAGAGAAGCUGACUGCCCUGGAAGCACAGAAUAAAGAACUGAAAGACAGAGUGGAGUUCUGGUCUGGUCAGCCCAAGGCUAAAGUUUCAAAAGCUGUCUGGACAGACCAGGAGGACUUGCCCCGCGUCUCGCAACCCGCGACCUCCCCCCCCCCCCCCGACGGCCUCUUCCUCACCGCCGAGCCCCUCCGGCGCGCCGCUGCCUCUCCGCCGUGCAGCGCUCGGGAGAAACCUGGAAACAAAGCGAGAGCUGAGGAGAAGCCACCCGUGAGCUCACGAGCGCCGGUUUUUGGGGUGGGUUUUGCACCCCCACACCAGCUCGACCCCCGCCGCGGCGCGGGCAGGGCAGCAAGCAGCCCCCUGCUUGCACCAAGGGGCUCCCGCCUACCCAGGCGGCAGCAGAGUACCUCGGUUUAACCGUGAUUUUCGUUUAUAAAAUAAACUUUUGGCUCCCCUGGGGUCGCCGCUUUGGGAACCUGAGAACAGCCCGGGGGGCUGGUCUGUCUCCUCGAUCCCUCAGACACAGACAGAGCAUCCUCGGGGGCGGCGGCGGGGAGGAAAGAAAUCGAAUAAAAUUCAACACCUUGAUCCUUAAA